Molecule: messenger RNA, 2370 nt
Organism: Lolium rigidum
Lineage: Eukaryota; Viridiplantae; Streptophyta; Magnoliopsida; Poales; Poaceae
Product: probable inactive ATP-dependent zinc metalloprotease FTSHI 3, chloroplastic
Exons: 5
Coding region: 135-1853 (572 amino acids)
Biological process (GO): proteolysis
Cellular component (GO): chloroplast thylakoid
Molecular function (GO): ATP-dependent peptidase activity; ATP hydrolysis activity; ATP binding
Source: RefSeq, a predicted model, not a curated record
UCAGUAGUAGAGUACAGGCCAAGCUUGCUGCUUUCUUCUCCGACCAAUUCCCUCGAGCACCUCGCGCGCGCGGUCGCUUCCGGCCGAAUGGCGGCAACGAACUGAGCGAGGAGACGGGUCCGCGGCUCCCUCCAAUGGCGUCUCUCCCCACCUUAUCCGCCUCCCUCCCGCGGCCCCACGUCCGCUUCAUGUUCAGGACCCCCGCUCCCUCCUGGGGCUGCUUCGCCGAGCACAAUGGCCGCUGCGGCGGGUCGCUCGACACGAGGCUCCGGCUCCGGCUGCGGUGGAGGAGCCCGGUCCGCGCCAAGGCCGGCGAGGCGGACAAGGACAAGGGCGCCGCCGAUUCGGGGCUCCGCGUGGACCAGCAGCGCAAGACCCUGCGGCGCCGCCUGCGGCUGCGGCUCCGGCCCCGGCUGCGCGUGCUGCGGUGGCGGAUCCGGCGGCUGCUGUCGCCGCGUGAGCUCGCGGGCGACGCGGCGGCGGCGCUGCGCCGGGCCGCCCGCCGCGUGCCGCUCCCCGCCGCCGCGUCCGUCGUCCUGGGCGCCCUCCUCCUCGCCGCGCGGCUCGCGGUGCCCAAGAACGCGGCCCGGGAGGUCGCCUACUCGGACCUCCUCGCGGGGCUCCGCGCGGGCGCCGUCACCGCCGCCGCGUUCGAGGAGGACUCGCGCCGCAUCUACUUCAGCAAGGCCGAGGACGUCGGCGACGACGAGGAGGAGCGCGAGGCCGGCGCCGGUGCGACGAAGUGGGCCUACUACGCGAGGAGGGUGCCGCACGACGAGGGUUUCCUGCUGGGCCUGAUGCGGGACGGCGGGGUGGACUACCGGUCCGCUCCGAGGCCGGCGGGGAGGCUGCUGGUGGACAUGCUCACCACGCUGCUCACGCUCUGGUUCUCGCUGCUGCCCAUGAUGUGGUUCAUACAGAGGCAGAUGUCCGCUGCGGGCAGCGCGGACAAGCGCCGCAAGCCCCGGAAGCAGCGAGUGGGAUUUGAAGAUGUCCAGGGCGUGGAUGAAGCCAAGGAGGAGCUUGUUGAGAUAGUGAGCUGCUUGCGUGGUUCACUGAACUACAAGAAGCUGGGAGCAAGAUUACCUAGGGGCGUUCUGCUUGCUGGUCCUCCAGGAACUGGGAAAACUCUGCUGGCCAAGGCAGUUGCAGGAGAGGCUGGAAUUCCAUUCUUCUCUGUUUCUGCUAGUGAAUUUGUUGAAAUGUUUGUUGGAAGAGGAGCAGCACGUGUCAGAGAUUUGUUCAAGGAAGCAAAAGAAGCUGCCCCAUCAAUCAUUUUUAUUGAUGAACUUGAUGCUGUUGGUGGAAGCAGAGGUAGAAGUUUUAAUGAUGAGAGGGACCAAACUCUAAAUCAGCUGCUUACUGAAAUGGAUGGUUUUGACUCAGACGUGAAAGUUAUUGUCAUGGCUGCUACUAAUAGACCUAAAGCUCUUGAUUCUGCUCUUUGUCGGCCUGGUCGUUUCUCAAGAAAGGUUUUUGUCGGUGUGCCUGAUUUGGAGGGCCGCAGAAAGAUUUUGGCUGUUCAUUUCAGAGAAGUUCCUUUAGAAGAGGAUUCUGAAACAAUUUGCGAUCUGAUUGCUAACUUGACCCCAGGAUUGGUUGGUGCAGAUCUUGCAAACAUUGUCAAUGAGGCUGCUCUACUAGCUGCUCGAAGAGGUGGCAAUACUGUGGCUAGGGAAGAUGUUAUGGAUGCCAUUGAGAGGGAGAAAUAUGGGGUCAAUGGUAGACAAAAGAGUCCUGAUUCUGAAAGACAAGGCCUUACCAAAUUAUUUCCAUGGUUACCUAAACCUGCAAAUAAACCACCAAACCCAGAUGAUUUCCAGGGACUUAUGGGUUAUCAUACAUUAAGCUAACUGGCGUUUUUGCAAGGGGAGAUAAGCAUCAACUGACAUGGUAUUAAAAUUGUCCGUGUACGAGGUGCAGGGUACAAUUGUAAGGCAGCAAAUAUACAAUUCAACUCUUACCUGUGAAGGAGACUGCACUGUUCACUAAGUGGGGCAGGGAACUGUGACGCAUUACUUGAUGAAUUUUGAUGCAAUUCGAUCAGCAGAAAUCUGCUACAGAUUAUAAUAGCUUCGCAUGUGAAUGUGCAACACAAGGUCCACGAAUUUUCUAGUGACUCGGAUUAAUCUCGCGCUCCGUAAUUUUGAUACAAGCACUUGAACAUGGUUUUUUGGGUAGCUCAUAUUGUUAAUAGAAUAGUCUGCGUUAGUUUACAAGAUAGGGUCAACCCUGAUUCUGAUGUACAUGAAUUUGCCAUUUGGUUCAUUUUUUAGCAUACAUGAGCUCUGUGGCAGUUGGAUCCACAGCAAUGUGUUAGAUUGGAAGUAGACAUAAUUACUUGGCAGCUCAGCUAUUUUUCAUGCCGUA